Molecule: messenger RNA, 1916 nt
Organism: Mytilus trossulus (common blue mussel)
Lineage: Eukaryota; Metazoa; Mollusca; Bivalvia; Mytilida; Mytilidae
Exons: 4
Coding region: 464-1801 (445 amino acids)
Biological process (GO): regulation of transcription by RNA polymerase II
Molecular function (GO): RNA polymerase II cis-regulatory region sequence-specific DNA binding; DNA-binding transcription factor activity, RNA polymerase II-specific
Source: RefSeq, a predicted model, not a curated record
AUGGUAGUUUUGGUCAAUCAUAACUUAACUGACCAAUGAGUUGAUAGCUCACUAUCAGCAAAGUUUAUAAUCAACUAGGAAUAGCACUGAUAAAAACCAAUCCUUCAAAUCAGCGUCGGUCCAUAUUUUGGGACCAUUAAAAAAUCUAAAUUUGGGAAUAAUUUUCAUUUCAACACCUAUCAUUGCGCGUGUCAGUAUUUAUCAACAGAGUCAUAAAGUCAUAAUUUGUUUAUGUUAUUUACUGUUUUCUACCAUCAUUCAAGAAAGGGACGGGGAUCGGUUAAGUGCGAAGUGUGGAAUAAUAGAGAAAAACAGUUGGAAAAUUAUCUGUUUAUUUUCACCGUUGGAGAGAACUAUAUUUCACCAAGAGCUACAGAAACGUGUAACAAACAAAACUAUAAUUCAAAACAAGUGGACCUUCUUAAUAGUCCUCAAACAGUAGAUGUUGUCAUAAGCUUACAGGAUGUUGGAGGUUGAGAAUUUCAGGAGAAUGGUGCAUCCUUCUGGUCUGUUUCAUGGAAGUUCUGACUUUAACCAAGACCAUAGCGGUGGAAUGCUAUAUUACCCUACAGCCACAAGGCCAGAUAAAGCCAACCCAUUUAUAGACUGGGGGAAAAGAACUGUAUCACCACCAGCAAUGUCAGUGGAGUCAAAAUCGGAUGGCGAAGACGAAGACGAAGAAUACCGACCAUUUACGCCUCCACCACCAAGAGAGCGAUUGAGUUAUACCAGAUAUCAGUUAGAAUUACUGAAUGGUAUCUACGUAAAAGUUCGCUACCCUAACAGCUCACAGAAACAGCUGAUAGCAAAACGUGUGGGCAUCACAAGAGAACAAGUGAAGAUUUGGUUUCAAAAUCGUAGACGAAAAGAUGUUGUUGGCAAAGACAAAAAGUCUGACGAUGAAGAUAAAAAUAAAAAUAAAAGUGAAGACGAAAGUAGUGAUAUAAGUAAAUGUUUAAGUGACUGUGAAAGUAUUCCUGAAGAUGACCCAUCGACAAAAGAAGGAAACAUGGUGCCGACAGUUGUGAUGAAAGGUAUUAUCGGUGAAUUAAAACGUUAUGAAAAAGAAGCACCGAAAGGAAAAAAGAAGAAAAAGUCAAAAUCUAUGAAACAGAAACAGAUAAAGAAAAAUAUAUCCAGUGCUCUUUUACAUAGUUCAUACGAUAUGAUCUCUCCUCCGAAUCAAGUUAUUCCAAACGGUGUUGUGAACAGAACCGCGAAUAAACUUAACCAUUCACUAAGAUCAUCAGCAUUCGAAUCUCCGAAAGAAUCACAGACAUUAAAGUAUCCAACAUCAGUUUCUACUUUCUUGGAACACUACAGUUUACAUCCGAACCAACCACCAUUUCCCAUGUCAGGUCAUUCUGGUCUUGGACCAGUUCAUUCUGGCCUUGGACCAGUUCAUUCUGGGUGUGACUUACCAGUGUUAUCUGACUUACUCUCGUUUAAGACGGGACUUGAAUCUCGAACAGAUGAUACUCUUAUUAACUCAAAUACUUCGCCACGGUCGGGACAGCCAAACAGACAAAUUACUUGUGACAAUCAAGGAUCUCUAACUAUGCCAUAUGGCUUGAAUCGUUUUUAUCCAUUGCCAUUCAUCGCCGAACAGCCUUUACUUCUUUCAACUCUCAGACAUUCAGAAUCAUUUAGACACCACAUGUUACCGCAAUCGGGAUUCCCAGAAGAACAAAGUGUGUUCCAAGCAUUGCCAAUAUCAGCUUUGAAUAACCCAUAUUAUGCCCCUACCUCAUCAGUGGCUUGGUCUAAUCAGAUGCAAUCAUCUAACUUUACUCAGUUAUAACAGUUAGUCAAAAUUAAAUUAUAAUUUAUAGAUAACAUACAUUAUUAUUUUGUAAAAUAGUAUUUUGUACAUGUCGUUACUUAUUGUUGAAGAUUAUAAAUAUUAACAUAUUGAA